Messenger RNA from Populus nigra (black poplar), 2970 nucleotides. RefSeq lists its product as uncharacterized. Bases 1 to 2970 code for a protein of 989 amino acids. Lineage: Eukaryota; Viridiplantae; Streptophyta; Magnoliopsida; Malpighiales; Salicaceae. Gene Ontology annotation, molecular function: zinc ion binding; protein binding; nucleic acid binding. The transcript is spliced from 2 exons. The record is from RefSeq and is a predicted model, not a curated record.
AUGGUUGACUACUAUCAGAAACAUUUUGAGUCUUUGUUCUCUCCAGUUACUCUCUCUUUGGAUACUGGAUUUCAUCUAGCUGUGCACAGCAACGAAGAGCAACCACUUAAAGAUUUACUUGAAAUCAUGGGGGGAAGAGAAUUCACUUUACCGGAGACACGAAACAAAUUUGGAAAUACGGUUCUUCACGAGGCAACCAUCUAUGGGAAUUAUGAGGCUGUAAGACUCUUGGUGGAACGUUGUCCAGACCUCCUUAAGGAAAAAAAUAACUACGGUGAAACCCCACUGUUUACAGCUGCUGCAUUUGGUGAGGCAGAAAUAGUGGAGUUUUUAAUCCGUUCCGAACCAGAACAAUGCGUGUUUGAUAAAAACCGCCUAUUUCCAAUUCACCGCCAGCGAUGGAAAGAUGGUGAUGUGGACCGGGUUGGUAUCAGAGCUCGAUUAGUUAUCGUCGUUAUGGCACCAAAAAGACGCGCGAACCUACCGAACCUUCAUGAACAACCAUUGGAUGAAGUCUACGAACGCGAUGUGAUUGCACGACUACAACAGCAAGUCGAGACGUUAACGCAGCAGUUAGCAGCGUCAAUGGCUCAACAUCAGGAUCCAAAUCCACAAGACGUGGAAGAGGAGUCUGAAGGUGAUGAAAAUCCAUUCGCCCAUCAACCAGUCCAGAGGAGACCAGCGCAUGAUGAAUCAAGGCGCUGGGAGACAGGCCUCAAGGUUGACAUACCAGAGUUCCAUGGUGGUUUGCAAGCGGAUGAGUACCUCGACUGGAUCAAUACAGUAGAUGAAGUUUUAGAGUUUAAACAAGUUCCAGAAGAUAGACGAGUAGCACUGGUUGCAACAAGGCUUAGAGGUCGGGCUGGGGCUUGGUGGCAACAGGUGAAGAAGACAAGGACUCUACAAGGAAAAGGAAAGAUCACGUGCUGGGACAAGAUGAAAAAAAAUAUGCGUUCUGCUUUCCUACCAUACAACUAUACACGGACGCUCUACCAACGGUUACAAAAUCUAAAACAGGGAAACCGUUCAGUUGAUGACUACACUACGGAGUUUUAUCAGUUAGUAUCGCGAGAUGCGAUUGCAGAGGAUGAGGAGUCACGGGUUGCGCGAUAUAUUGGCGGACUGCGGAUUCAAUUCCAAGAUGUUCUGAAUAUGUUUGAUGUAUUGAGUGUGUCGGACGCCCACCAGAGAGCAGUGCAGUUAGAGAAACAACUAGUGCGCAGAAAUACAGGGGGUCUGAACUUUGGAGGUUCUGGUGCAAAUACAAGCAAUAACAGCGGACGAACAGGGAGUAUGAAUUUCGGGGGGACCGGUGCAGGCAGUGCAAGUAGCAGUAGCACACGAACAGCCAUUCCACCAUCUCCUAAUACCAAGCCUACUAUGCCUACACACGUAACGACGCCUAACACAGGUUUUCGUUGUUUUAAUUGCGGGGAACCAGGACACAGGUUCGCAGAGUGUAAGAAAGGACAGCGGAGAGGUUUGUUUUCAGACGUUGAGGAAAUUAACAGGGAACAGGAAGGCGAUGUUGAGGCAGAACCAGUUUAUGAUGAGGAAAAACGUUUAGAGGGGGAUGCUGGACCAAUGUUAAUGAUCCGGCGCAGCUGCUUAGCACCACGCGUGGUAGAGGAUGAUUGGUUGCGCACUAAUGUAUUCCAGUCCACUUGCACAAUUAGUGGAAAAAUCUGUCGGUUCAUUGUUGAUUCAGGUAGCUGUGAAAAUAUAGUGUCCGAGGAGGUGGUCCGUAAACUACACAUGGCAACAGAAUCACAUCCUCGACCGUAUAAAUUAACAUGGCUAGAUAAGAAGAAUGAUGUUACAGUAUCAAGACGCAGCUUGGUGUCUUUUUCAAUUGGCACAACAUACAAAGAUCAGAUUUGGUGUGAUGUGGUCUCCAUGGACGCCUGUCAUUUAUUAUUGGGCAGACCGUGGUUAUAUGAUCGACAUGUGAUGUAUGAUGGGUUUUUGAAUACAUGCACUUUCGUAUUCAAUUCAAUUAAGGUUGUGUUGUUACCAAAAAAAGAAGUUACAGGCGGCACUCCAACAGGAGAAAACAACAAUUUAUUGACAAUGGCUAAGUUUGAAGCAGAAGUCAAGGAAUCUGGGGUUGUUUACGUGCUGAUCGGAAAAAUAGAGGCUGAGAAUGGCAUUAUUCCAAGCAGCGUGGAGCCAUUAUUACAGGAGUUUGGAGAUAUAUUUACAGCUGAGCUUCCUGAAACCCUACCCCCAUUAAGGGACAUUCAGCAUCAAAUUAAUCUGGUCCCUGGUGCCAACUUGCCCAACAAGCCACAUUAUCGGAUGAGUCCGAAGGAGCAUGAAGAGUUACGGCGCCAAGUAGAGGAAUUGCUAACAAAGGGGCAUAUUCGGGAGAGUCUUAGCCCAUGUGCGGUGCCUGCCCGUCUAACCCCAAAAAAAGAUGGAAUGUGGAGAAUGUGUGUUGAUAGCAGGGCCAUUAAUAAAAUUACAGUUCGUUACAGGUUUCCAAUCCCGCGGUUAGAUGACUUGCUGGAUCAGUUGAGUGGAGCCACAAUAUUCACGAAGCUGGACUUGAAGAGCGGAUAUCACCAGAUUCGUAUCCGGCCGGGAGAUGAGUGGAAAACGGCCUUCAAAACUCGGGAAGGACUCUUUGAGUGGUUGGUCAUGCCUUUCGGGCUGUCUAAUGCCCCAAGCACAUUCAUACGAGUGAUGAAUCAAGCCUUGCGGCCUUACAUUGGUAAGAGCGUGGUGGUUUAUUUUGAUGAUAUUUUAAUUUAUAGUGUUGAUCCUAGAAUGCACCUACAACAUCUCCAGGAAGUUUUGACCGUGUUAUGUAAAGAACAAUUCUUCGCAGCAAAAGGAAAAUGUGUGUUCUUAAGUGACCAGGUCUUGUUUUUGGGAUACAUUGUGUCUUCUAAGGGGCUUUCAGUAGACGAGACAAAAAUUGAAGCAAUCAAACAGUGGCCACAGCCGCAAACCAUGACUGAUGUUUGA